This is a messenger RNA of Rasamsonia emersonii CBS 393.64, 2118 nucleotides long. RefSeq lists its product as uncharacterized. Gene Ontology annotation, cellular component: 90S preribosome; nucleus. The record is from RefSeq and is a predicted model, not a curated record. NCBI's taxonomy places the organism in Eukaryota, Fungi, Ascomycota, Eurotiomycetes, Eurotiales, Trichocomaceae. The transcript is spliced from 7 exons. The coding region runs from base 1 to 2118 and encodes 705 amino acids.
AUGGAUGGUCGCUUGUUGGCGGAUCAUGUUAUGCAAAAGGCCAAGAGACAUAACAAAGACUUGACGGCGGUAGAGUUGAAUGAUCUGAGUGUUCCAGAGCAAGCAUUCCUUGAUACUACAUCAUUCGAAUCACGGACUCUGGCUCAAUUGCCAGCUUUUCUGAAAGCAUUCAGUCCCGAGCAAGGUGCCGGUUUGUCGAAGGCUUCUGAAGAGAAAGGGUGUCCGCAUACGCUUGUCGUGACUUCGGCAGGCCUUCGAGCAGCCGACCUUGUGCGCGCACUACAGUCAUUCCAAAACAAGGAAGCCAUUGUCGCCAAACUGUUUGCUAAGCACAUCAAACUCGACGAAGCCAAGCAAUUUCUUAAACGGGCUCGAGUCAACAUCGGAGUUGGAACUCCUAUGCGAAUAAUCGAUUUGAUCGAGUCAGGAACCCUCAAAACGCAGGAGCUGGAACGCAUCGUCAUUGACGGGUCCCAUAUCGACCAGAAGAAGCGCGGCAUCUUUGACAUGAAAGAGACGCACUUCCCGUUGCUGCAACUUCUGACACGACCGGAAUUCCGGGAACGAUCGAAUCCUUACUUCUGGAGUCUGGAUUGUGCAGCACGAGAGACUACUCCACUCUCGCCAAUUCAUCCCCAAAGAGGCAGCAUUCGAGUCAUAAACCCUGCUAGCGUCUGCAGAGGAUCCGGUGCUUCGGACACGACCCGCCGUGCAACACCCCCUCACGCUGCCACCAAUGGCCCGCCCGGUUCGCUGCAGCCCGGUGGAGCGAGGCCGUCUGUCGGGUCCGGCAAGGUGAACCGAAUGCAGGAUGGUAGCGAGCUUUCCAAGGAUCAGUCUCUGGCAAGAAACUCAAUUCUCUCUCUCCUGUUCUCCCUUUUCUUCGCUGUCUGGGUGCUGCUCUUGGGCGGGCUGACCCACGUCAAUGAUAUGACACUGGCGUCUUCCACGCUCGAGACGGCUACCGUCUCUCCUCCAUCGCUCGACUGUCCGCCUCUGAGAUUAUCACAAAGUGUACAGCAAUCGCAUGCUAUUGCUGAAGCCGAUACCGUCCGACCACGUGCAAAGCGGCAUUCUGACGGAAGUGGCAAGUCUCUGGGAAAUCGCUCGCGUCCCUUGCAGCAGCCCAGCCCGCCAAAGGGCGUCAAGCGUGCCAGAAUGGACGCCCCUGAUUCCCCACCAAAAGUUGAUGAGCCUCUCCAAGUAGAUAGCGACGUCAGCGACGGCACUUCUACCCUCAAUGAACGGUCGACUAUCGUCUCCUCCAUAAGAAACUACACCUACGAGAAUGGUCGUCGGUACCAUUCUUACCGCGCCGGCCAAUACUUGCUUCCCAACGACGACCGUGAGCAGGAUCGCCUAGAUCUGGGGCACCACAUUUUCAAACUGAUACUCGAUGGGGAACUAUUUCGGGCGCCCAUCGAACCACGAUGUGUGCUCGACAUUGGUACGGGGACAGGCCUAUGGGCAAUCGACCUGGCAGAUGAGUAUCCCGAUGCAGAGGUGAUAGGCAUAGACUUGAGUCCCAUCCAGCCGUCUUGGGUACCCCCGAAUUGCCGGUUUGAAGUCGAUGAUGCGGAAAGCGAGUGGCUAUUUGCUCAACGUGGGGCCUUUGACUUCAUCCAUGGGAGAGCCAUGUCGGGGUCAAUUGGCGACUGGCAAAAACUAUUCAAUCAGGCCUACGAUCAUUUGCGGCCGGGGGGCUGGCUGGAACUGCAGGAGUAUGAGACACAGGCGACUUCAGAUGACGACACCAUCGAUCAGGCCGUCCAUUUGAAGUUGUGGCAGGAUAAGAUCAACGAGGCCAGUCAGAUCUUUGGCAAGCCGUUCAUGGCCUCUCCUUCAGAUGAUCGAGGCCGUGGAGCCGUUCUCUCUGGCAGUCUUCACACGCAUAUUGAAGUGGACGCCGGAAGCGACGCGCGAGCUGAUGGAACGGGUCAAAGCGGACCUGUGCAAUCCACGGCUGCAUCUCUAUUCUCGGUUCCACUUUAUUUAUGGGAGGAAACCGGAGAAACAAUAGCAUUGCAUUCUUCAUUCGUCUAUGCAUAUUCGAUUAUGGCACGGGACGGGUGUUCCUUUGUCGACAGGCGUUCUUGGAAGAGGUCGUUUUGGUGGUAA